CGUGGACUACUCCGCACGGCUGUCCUGGGUGAGGGUAAGCAAGAAGGAACAACGCCAGGCUCCUGUUGCUGUCCUAAGAAGAUCUCCAUGCGCCGAAAUAGAUUUGCUCCGAUCCGAUGUGAGGCCUGCAACAAGCAGUUCUCGCGCCUUGAACACCUGAGACGGCACUGCGAACUGCACCGCAACGUGAAGCCGUACAAAUGUUCCAUCUGUGACCGCCGGUUUGUCCGCAAAGAUGCAGCCAAGAGACACGUGGCGACGCAUGCCGGGUCUAGUCGCCAGACCGCGAUUGUGCAGGAGGGGGCGUAUUCGGACUCACAACCAUUAAGUCAAGGUGCAGAUAUGAGGCCAGUUGAGAACGAGUCUAGUCAAGAGUAUUCUUCUUCCUUUCCAUUACAUAUCAUCACAGCGUCUAGGAAGGCUCAACCCUCAAAUUCGUUAUCAGGAGCGCAGGGAGUGCCAGAGAAGAAUGAUGAGCCGCUAAAAAUAGAUAUAACAGCCAGACGCGGCUCUUCGACUGGGAAUAUCCAUAUAGAAGGCACGCCGUUCUCAGGCCUGGAACUGGAUCACGCGGUAAUUUCUCUACCUGAAGAUGUGCUGAUCUCAGAGGAUGUUACAUACUCACGGCUGCAGCCGGAAGAAAGACUGCCAGCUCACACAACCCAAGUAUUUUCUGGAUGGAUGAUUGCGCAGACCUCGUCAGUACUCAGGGAGAAGGAAAUCUCCCAUAUGGAGCCACCACUGUCUGAAUCUGUUCGUAGCCACAUUAUCUCUCCUGUCACCUUGAAACUUCUCACAAGUCUCUACUUUGAGAAUUUUCACCCAACAUAUCCUUUUAUUGACGGCACCUCUCUCCAAAUAUCCGACUCGGGGGUGCUCGUGUGCCUCGCGACAGCAGCUAUCGGGGCCUGUUUCCAGGAUUCGGAAACUAGUGAAGACGAAAGUUUCUUUCUACAUGCUAUUCUACAGGACUUAUUAAUGGUGGAGUUGCCUAAAAGUUAUACUGCCAAUUCCUUGCAUUUUCUCCAGGCGAUGACUCUUCACACUGUUGGGUUGAUUCACAGCAAACACAAAGAGUCACGCCAACUCGCACACUCAACGGCAGCGCUGACCUUCCAGCUUUCCAGAAGCGUGGGAGUAUUUGAUUCAAGAAGUCGAACCGAGCCUUUGAGUUCGUUGGAUAAAGAUACGGCCUUCGAUACUAUUUUGCGGGAUGCGGAAACCCGUACCCGAACAGGCUUUUUCAUAUAUAUGCUCGACACGAUGUUGGCUUUUCCCGAAAACACAUCCCUUCUGAUAUCGCAGAGAUCGCUUCUGAACUUGGACCUCCCAUGUCCUGAUAGAGUUUGGGAAGAUGGCGAAGACCAUUCCAAGAUAGAAUCUUUCACUCUAGAAGAAGCACUUUGUAGACUCUAUAUGGAGAGAAAACUAGUACCGGAACAGUCGGAAUUCGCCCUGACCGGAUUGAUCUACGGAGUUAUCCGCUGCAACCUGGAUGUGGCUUGCUACUACAGUAACCCCCUCUCCUUUUGGACACCAGGCGAUGCGCAAGACACGAAUAUCCAUCACCAUCACCGCCACCACAAUCGCCAUGAUAACAAACAACGGGAUAGUCUCUACUGGAGAUGGCGAGACAGCACCUGCGAUUGCCUUGACACUCUCCACUGGGAGAUCCUCGGCCGCAGUGCUGCAGCAGGCGGCCACGAAGCGCCCAUCUUCCUACACCUGCACCUCGCCCGGCUGGCGAUUCUCGCCCCCUGCCCAGAACUCCUUCGUAUGUUCGAAGCUAACAGCGAGAGCGGUACCUUGUUCAGUGUCUUGAGUGACAAGAGCGUUGUCCAGACCUGGCUUCAAUUGGACCAACACAAGGCCCGUCUAGCCGUGCUGCAUGCGGGCGCCAUGUUUUGGCAUCUCCGGCACGUCGAAGCGACCUCCUUCAGCCAACCACUAGCCAUCUUCCUAGCCGCACUAAUCCUCUGGGCGUACGGAUGCCAUGAAUAUUUCGACGCCAAAGAUCAUUCUGCUGCUACUGCUGCUGCUGCUGAUCCAGCCGAGCCAGACCGGAUGCACGUUGAUCGCCCCUUUGACGAUGAACUGGCCCAACUCUUCAUCCGCACGGGCCGGAUAGAGCUAUACAUGCACCCCGUCGGCAAGAUUUGUUCUGCCGGCGGUCCGGAACGGGUCCUCGGAGAGGCAAAAGCGCUCCUACAGCGGCGGAUGCGGGUAUGGGGGGUCUCUAAGCACUAUAUUGCGAGACUUGAGGAUGCGUUAGGUUCUUCGCCGUGGAGUGUUGCCUAGAUAGAGUUCCAUAUAGCUUGAAGAGUUAUGACUUCAAGUUCUACUUAUUUAUCAGUGUUGGAAAUAGUUCGUCUCUGGCCUCGUACUUUUUGAUGAUAG
This is a messenger RNA of Penicilliopsis zonata CBS 506.65, 2397 nucleotides long. RefSeq lists its product as hypothetical. Bases 88 to 2298 code for a protein of 736 amino acids. The transcript is spliced from 6 exons. The record is from RefSeq and is a predicted model, not a curated record. Gene Ontology annotation, biological process: DNA-templated transcription. Lineage: Eukaryota; Fungi; Ascomycota; Eurotiomycetes; Eurotiales; Aspergillaceae. Gene Ontology annotation, molecular function: DNA binding; zinc ion binding.